GGUUGGGAGGAAGAUCAAAGGAAGGGAGCGGUGGGCGAAUGCGCAGAUUUCGGGUCCCGCGUUAUUGUUUUCUAUUUGACUCAAGUCCCAUAAAGACGAUAAGAAAGGGUCGCAGGACUUCAAAGACAGUGGGCAGACAGAAUAGAAGAACGAUCCACCAGAUUUCGACCACAUGAUAAUAAAACAGUGAACUUUUUUAAGUGGACUCUGUGUGAUGGGUGUUCGUCGUAGUAAGCGAUCAUCACGUGACUAAGUUGUAAAUGUUGAUUAGCAUACGGAAGGGUCGCCGAGGUCGGAUGGUCGUCAUUCACAGAGUUUACUUGACAAAACGACAGAAGGGUUUAGAUCUGAGCACUCAUACCUCCCUAAAUUUCCAACUGCUGUUUGAUAUUAUGAUACGGAACUGAAAAAGAGAGCUGCAUUUUACUAUUUAAUUCUACGAGCAACUCGCCACAAUAAAACAUUUUUUUGCCGUUGUGUUUUCUGGCCAGUAUGCAGAUAGGUAUGGAACAGGCUUGGCCAGCUCAACGCCCCACAGGAAUGGACAGUUGUGCUGCAGAAUAUAGAGGUAUUUCUGGCCCUAUGAACGGUCUAUACGGGUCAAGCAGUAGGCAACGAGCCUCGUGCAAUGCCAUGGUCAGUGUGAGUUCUUCAAACCCUGAACAACUUAGUGCUUUUCACUACUCCUAUCCCAUGUAUAACUCGCCCACCGAGUCAAGUUUGGCUGCAUCCAGUGCAGGAGACGAUCUGCCACCGGGGGCCGCCGGGAGUGGGGUGUCACCAGCGGCAGCCGCUGCAGCCUGGAAUAGCAGCGAGAUUCGUGGUGGGGCGGCAGCUGCUGCCGCCGCCGCUCACGGGGCCACGCCUCGGCCAUACGCCAACACAUUUGGCAAUACCUUUCUAACUCACGCAGGAUCCCCUCCUCAUCACGCCCAUAUGGCCCACCAACAGCAAUACAUGGGGAGCAACGCUUACGGUUCCCCGUACGGUCUCCACAACUCACCAUAUCCCCUUGAUAUGACAGGAGGUGCAUCGUCGUGUAGUCUUCUUGCUACCUUUACAACGACCCCCCGAAGAACGAAACGAAGACCAUACUCAAAGUUACAGAUCUACGAGCUAGAGAAGGAGUUCCAAGCAAAUAUGUACUUGACCCGUGAUCGACGCUCCAAGCUCUCUCAGGCUCUCGAUCUCACGGAACGUCAGGUCAAAAUCUGGUUCCAGAAUAGACGAAUGAAGAUGAAAAAAAUUAACGAAAAAGAAAAGACCCAAUCAGCGAAGAAGAAAUCAACUGAUGGCUCGUCACAUACCUCAUCCACCACCUCAUCCACCUCGUCAACAUCGUCGUCAUCUUCUGCGACAACGAUGUCGCAGUCGAGUACAUCACAACAUCAACAGCAGCAACAACAUCACCAUCAUCAACAUCAUCACCACCACCACAACCACCACCCAUCACCCAUCGCGAUUAAUACGUCACAUCCAUCCGUUGGUCAUCAAUCGCAACUUCGAUGAGGAACAGUCGUCAUCAAAGUUCUGUUUUGGGACAAUCCUUUUUCUUUUAGACUGUGCAGGUGCGUGUGCGUGUGUGUGUUGUGUGUGAACGAGUUAGCUCAGUAUCACAUGUAAGUAGCUACACAGACUAUUUUUUUUUCAAUUGUGCUGACAUGGUUCAAAAUACUUUUAAGAUGUUCAGGAAUCAGGACUCACCAUUACUUCUUGUUACUUGGUUUCGGUUAUGCAACAAAUGAAUACCCUGGAUGGUAAGCCAUUGUUUAAUUACCAACAAGAAGACCAACGUUAGUUAUCUUCUACCAUCUUCUCAAAACGUGCCAAUUGAUAAUUCAAGGCUUAUUCGUGCGUUUCUCGUGAAAGCUUGAAUGUGAAUAUGGAAGGAUUAGACAAUUGAAACACACUUUCUGUGACAAAACGUUGGUUUACGCCUAAGUGCUGAUGGUAAUCACGUCCAAUAUCUUUAUGUUGUUCCGUUGUGGAUUUUAUCCCAUUGUUGGUCACGUUUAAUGUACAUGGACCGACUUCCCUUUCUUGAAAAUUGUACCGUUUUAUCCCAAUGCUUUUAUAUUAAUUGCUUGUAUCGAAUUUGUUGCCUUGUGCGUGUCGAUUAAAACAUGAAAGUCCGUCUCUAAAUACAUAUUUUGAUGGUAAAAUGAAACGGACGUUCUGGUCUCUUUACAGCCCACUUCUUUUUCUCUGCACUUUUUGUGGUUAAGAAACUGACGUCCAUUUUUUUUUUGGGGGGUGGUCUUUUUUUUGACAUUGUGCCUUUAUGUGCCCACUGUUCUAUUAUCUAUAUUUAUCAAUAUACAUAUUCAUGUACAUAUACAUGUACAUGAUGUAUGGUAAUGGAUCAAAUAUACAGACUUUGAUUUUGCACCAUUACAACAUUUGCAAAAAUCUGGUGCAAAUAUGAGUCAGUCUAAAUGAAAUAUUCACCUUUUAAAGUACUACUCUAAUAAUUGGUUGUGUUAAAGAAAUUCUUUAACGUAUAGAUGGAUCUUUACGUUAUUUAAUGCGCUUUACACUGAUAUCUAUUGAUAUUGAUUUCAGGUCAGUUUUAAAAGAGAUAUUAAAUUCAGCUUACGUAUCUUACAAAAAAAUGCCAAUAUGAUGGUAGUUGGAGAGGGACAGUGAUAUAAAGGAAUAACUAAUAUGUCAGUUUGGUUAUUAAUUACCUUGUUAAUAUUUUUCGGUGCUUUAGUUAUGGUUAUAUUACCCAACUGCUAAGCAAGCACGAAUAUUCAUAUUUAAGGAACAAUUCUAGGUUGCCACAUUACCUUUUUGGUUUAGUCUUCUCCGGGGACUUCAUGACAGAGACCAUGUUUUUAAAAAGUGCAUUAGCUGGGUUUGUAUUGUAAAAAAACAACAACUUGCUUUAAGAAUCAAGUUUAACGUUUUGCAAUAAAAAAUUGAAGAAAAAAAUAAGAAAGUGUCAUUUAGAUACUAUAGUCAAUAGAUAAACUGUUUCAAAAUAUAUCACUUACAGCGAUGCUUCAUUUUAUUUUUCUCCAAUAAAAAUAUCUCUGUCAAUAGGACCAUACAAACUGGGAAAUUACUCGAUCGUUGCUUUGGAAUACUUACUACAUAAUAUCAAAUUUAAAAUGACUCUGCUCUAUGAAGUGAAUGUUCCCCCAAGUAAUCUACGAUCAUGACGAUCCCACUUGCUCUUUGAUAUGUAUUUCGUACUCAUUAAUGUUUAUCUUUACUGAAGUUUGGUGUCACUCGUAGAUUAUUAUUUUUUUCUUCUUCAAAGGUAUUUCUUGAUGCACUUCGCGGCAACUUACAUUUAUAUCAAAUCCAAAUGGAUGCAGCAUACACAUCAAAGUUAGGACGUGAUAUAAACCUUCAAUGUAAUAUGCUAAAGCAAAAUACAAGAUUAAGAUACUCGUGUAGUUAAUACAAGAUUAUAUUCAUUAGCAACGGUGGACAAAUAGUUU
This is a messenger RNA of Lytechinus variegatus (green sea urchin), 3449 nucleotides long. Its product is annotated as homeobox protein Hox-A9-like. Bases 493 to 1509 code for a protein of 338 amino acids. The transcript is spliced from 2 exons. Lineage: Eukaryota; Metazoa; Echinodermata; Echinoidea; Temnopleuroida; Toxopneustidae. The record is from RefSeq and is a predicted model, not a curated record. Gene Ontology annotation, biological process: regulation of transcription by RNA polymerase II. Gene Ontology annotation, molecular function: DNA-binding transcription factor activity, RNA polymerase II-specific; RNA polymerase II cis-regulatory region sequence-specific DNA binding. Gene Ontology annotation, cellular component: nucleus.